GAGCGGAAGUGCCGGAGUUGCCGCCCGGCGCUGCCGCCGAGCGCGGGGGAAAGUUGGGCUCCCUCAGCGCGGCGGGGGCGGCCGGGCCGCGCUCCCUUCUUCGCUGCUUCACCGUCUCCUCCUCCCCGGCGGCGGCUCCGAUGCGGCGGAAGCAGAAGCGGCUGCUGCAGGCGGUGGGGCUGGCGCUGGUCGCCCUCGUCUUCUUGCCCAACGUGGGGCUCUGGUCCCUUUACCGUGAGCGGCAGCUGGAGGGCGGCGGGGCGGCCGGCGGGGAAGGAGCCGCCGCCGCGGGGCUGCCGGGGGCAGCGGCCGGCGAAGCGCCGGUAUCAUACGCGAGGCAAAAGAAAGACCCUUACUUUGGUGAUGGACAAAGGAUAAAGGACUGGCAUAACAAAGAUGCUAUAAGGAGGGACUCCGAGCGUGUAGGAAAUGGAGAGCAGGGAAAACCUUACCCAAUGACUGAUGCAGAGCGAGUGGACCAAGCAUACAGGGAAAAUGGCUUUAAUAUCUUUGUGAGUGAUAAAAUUUCUCUGAAUCGUUCCCUUCCAGACAUCAGACAUCCAAACUGCAAGAAUAAGCUGUACCUGGAGAAGCUGCCGAACACGAGUGUGAUAAUACCGUUCCACAACGAAGGAUGGUCCUCUCUCCUCCGGACAGUGCACAGUGUCCUCAACCGCUCCCCUCCCGAGCUGAUAGCAGAGAUAGUGCUGGUGGAUGACUUCAGUGACAGAGAACACCUAAAGAAACGCCUGGAAGAUUAUAUGGCCCAGUUCCCAAACGUAAGAAUCCUCCGAACCAAAAAGAGAGAAGGGCUGAUAAGAACGCGCAUGCUGGGGGCCUCUGUGGCCAUAGGGGACGUCAUUACCUUCUUGGAUUCCCAUUGCGAGGCCAAUGUGAACUGGCUGCCUCCUCUGCUGGAUCGCAUUGCCCGAAACCGCAAGACUAUCGUUUGCCCUAUGAUUGAUGUUAUUGAUCACGACCACUUUGGAUAUGAGACUCAGGCUGGAGACGCAAUGCGAGGUGCAUUUGACUGGGAGAUGUAUUACAAGCGGAUCCCUAUUCCUCCUGAGUUACAGAAGCUUGAUCCCAGUGAUCCCUUUGAGUCUCCUGUAAUGGCUGGAGGACUGUUUGCAGUCGAUAGAAAGUGGUUCUGGGAGCUGGGAGGGUAUGAUGCAGGUCUGGAGAUAUGGGGAGGAGAGCAGUAUGAAAUAUCCUUUAAGGUAUGGAUGUGUGGAGGUCGCAUGGAGGACAUCCCGUGCUCUAGAGUUGGACAUAUCUACAGAAAAUAUGUUCCAUACAAGGUUCCAACAGGAGUCAGCCUGGCAAGAAACUUGAAGCGUGUGGCCGAGGUGUGGAUGGAUGAAUACGCAGAGUACAUAUACCAGCGCAGACCGGAGUACCGGCAUCUUUCUGCAGGGGACGUCGCGGCUCAGAAGGAACUUCGCAACAACCUCAACUGCAAGAGCUUCAAGUGGUUCAUGAACGAGGUCGCCUGGGACUUGCCGAAGUUUUACCCACCAGUGGAGCCUCCGGCAGCUGCCUGGGGAGAGAUACGCAAUGUAGGAACUGGACUGUGUGUGGACACUAAACAUGGUGCCCUGGGAUCCCCACUGAGGCUGGAAAACUGCGUGAAGGACAGAGGAGAGGCAGCAUGGAACAACGUGCAGGUGUUCACGUUCAGUUGGAGAGAAGACAUCCGUCCUGGGGAUCCUCAGCAUACCAAGAAGUUUUGUUUUGAUGCCAUUUCCCACAGCAGUCCUGUGACCCUCUAUGACUGUCACGGAAUGAAGGGGAACCAGCUCUGGAGAUACCGAAAAGACAAGACCCUCUUCCAUCCAGUAAGCAGCAGCUGUAUGGACUGCAGUGAGAGUGACCGAAAGAUCUUUAUGAACAGCUGCAAUCCUUCAUCUCCAACGCAGCAGUGGAUAUUUGAACAUACAAACUCAACCGUCUUGGAAAAAUUUAACAGAAACCUUGAUCUUUAAAAGACUGAGAAAACAUAUAUAUUUUACAAUUAUAGUUUUUACUGGGGAGGGUUGCAAAAGAUUUUUUUAAGAAUACUUUUUUUUAAACAGUUCAUGAAGGUAAAAGGGAGAAUCUCAGGAGAAGGUUAACUAGCAGGCCAGUCUUUAUUGUGAAGAUGCUGCAUCCUUCUCUUCUGAGGAUGGUGAAAUUUCAAAGGCUUUGCCGGAGCCACUUCUGUGCUGAGACUGGAGCAGAAACUCUGUUUUUAGAGGAGUCUGAAUGUGAUUCAAACUGCUUUUUGCCUUUUUUUUUUCACUGUUGUUUCCCACCUGGGUCUGAUGUUAAAUGAUUUUCUUAUCCAGGAGCCUCCAGGACGUUCUGUAGCUGCUAUACCACCUGCUGAAGUGUUCCCACAUACGUGUUUUAUCUCCCAAAGUCCACAUAAGUAAAAUCUUGAACGUGAGAUUUAGUCCUUUGAUAAAAAAAAAAGGCCAUCAAAAUGUAAAACGAAGUUAAUUUUUUUUUUUUUCCCUAAACAAAGAUGUAUUUCAAACAGAUUGAAUAUUAUUACUUUCCAAAUCGUAGCUCUGAUAAAGGAAUGAGCUCUAGUGGAAGUGCAGCCAAGUGUUGGGAAUAUUGCUGUAGUUGAUAGUGAUGAGAAAUCUGAGUUUCUAGUCACUUCACUUUACAGUCAGUUUGUCGCUCACUGUUGACUCUUCAGGGUGAAAGGUGAGCAGAGGGUUUUUAACUAAGCAUGGUCAAGAUUUUUGCCAAGAGCCUUUGGAUAUCAGGUUCUAAAUUGGCCUCUUAUUCAGAAUCUUUCUAACACGGACACCUCUAGGGUUUCUCAGAGUUAAAUCUACUACAUGAGGGCAACUUCCAUUUUUUCCUUUAGAGUUUUAAAGGCUAACUUAAUUUACAGUUGGUGUGAGCAGAUUCAUUCAGGAUGAUUAAGUCAGGGUUGAGAUUAGCCAUUGGUCUGUACCCAUUAGUCCAUCAGUCUGUAGUUUGCUGCGGUCACGAGUCCUGUGGUCAGUAGUGUUCUAGGCUUGUGGGAAUGUGCUGUUAAUCUCUCCUUUUUUCCCCCAACAUCCACAGCACUGUACAGUUUACUGUGACUGGAAAUCUGUGCUUAGGCAGAUGUGGGAUUGAUGGGCCCAUUUCACUGGUGCCCUGUCCCUUGUGUAGUCAGUUAGCAACACCAAGGUGUUACCCUUCUGGUUUGGCUGCAGGAUCUGCCGGACACUGAACCAGAGUUGUCUCUGGAAAAAAGUUCUGCCACUGAAGAAUGAAUGGAGGACCCUUGGUUUUGAGUCUGAGCGAGUGUUUAAAAAAGAAAACCCAAUCUGGUUUAAAAUGAAGUUGUUGCAAAAACAGAUUUACUGGUUCAUCUGACUUAGCCUUAAGCUGAAAGCAGCAGUGGCAUUUUUUAGUAAAAGCUGUGAAUGACGGUGCAGUUAACCAUUUGCAAAGAUGCUGCGUAAAUCAGUGAAACUGGUCUUUUUUGGUAAUUGCCCGGUUCCGCGGUUUGUCCCAUUGCCCAUGCAGGAGUGUUGCAGGGGUAGGUGGAGUGCAGGCAGCUCUGGGGUGCCAGGCUGAAACACUCGGGGGGGGGAGCGGGACGGCCCUCUGGUGAGAGCUGGAGCUGUUCAGCCUGGAGAAGAGAAGCUGAGAAGGGAUCUUAUCAAUGCUUACAAGUAUCUCAAGGGUGUGUGUCAAGAGGAUGGACCAGACUCUUUUCAGUGGUGCCCAGCGACAGGAUGAGGGGCAAUGGGCACAGGCUGAAACACAGGAGGUUCCAUCUGAAUAUAAAGAGAAACUUCAUUCCUUUGAGGUGCCAGAGCCCUGGACCAGACUGCCCAGAGAGGUUGUGGAAUCUCCUUCUCUGGAGACAUUCAAACCCACCUGGACAUGAUCCUGUGAGAUCUGCUUUGGUGAAGCUGCUUUAGCAGGUGGGUUGGACUGGAUGAUCUCCAGAGGUCCCUUCCCACCCCAACCACUCUGUGAUUCUGUGAGUCUGGUGUUUUUGAGGCUGUGUAGGGCUGUGUCUGUAAACCAGGAGCAGACUGGGGCAUGACCAGCUGCCUCUCAGGUCUGAUGUAUUGACUAUGAAGUUCAAAAUCAUUAGCAAGUUGCUCAUCCUUACAGCUCAGGCCAUGCCUGACCAUUUCUGCCAACUUACCGGGCCCAUGCAGUCACGAAGCAGAGGAAACACGAGCGCUGUGUUGCAGCUGGGAACCAGGCUUGCCAAAUGUGUUUGGUGUCUAAUAUUUUGGGAGUGGAGAAAGCUGUAGGCUUUGCUUGUGACAGUUUUGCAGCAGUAUUGCUAUGGAAGUGAGACCAGUGUCAGACAGCGUUGACAUUUUAUGUUCUCUGUACCUACAAUAUGUCUGUCAUUAGGAUCCCUUUUCAUUCCUAUGGGAGGCAGAGCCACCUUCCAGUGUUUUGUGUCUGGUUGCUGCUUUCCUUAAGUUAUUAAUGCUCUCAUUAGCCUAGUAGUGCUGACAGUGGAUUGCUUGAUGGCCUGACCAGAUGUCUUUAUGAAUGUUUCAAUACCUGUGGAACAAGAAGCUGUUUGUCCAUGAACAGUGCUAGUUUUUUACAAUUGGGACACAAUCAGCAAACGAUAUAAAUGGACUGUAGGUCGUUCUGCUUGCAGCUUGCAACUUUGUGUGUCUUAGUUUCUAAUGAGAGGAUUAACUUCCAUUUCUAAAAUGCAUGGCUUGCUUUGUACUUGGGCUCACCUUGUGAAGAGAGCCCUCGCUGCUCGGCUUGCUGGACGCUUGCUUCAGAGAGAACUGCAGUAACGAACAGGUCUUUUACCACUUAGUGAUCUUAAUUUGGAGAGAAUGGACGACUCUUAGCGGUUUGUACCGAAAGAUAGGUAACGGUUGAGGCGAUUCCUGUUUGACAACCAACCACCAGUACAUGGAAGCUGGAGCUUUAGUGUGAGUGGUCCUACUGGAUCCUUCUCAGUAUGGUUGAUCUGAUCUGUUUUCUGAAGGUCUGGGAUCUGAGUGUGAUAAGUGCCCCACAAAUUCUGUACACUUCCGACUGGCUCACUGGGCCUCAAGCUAUUAAUUUAUUUGCAUCAAUCAUACUUUUCAAUACCCUAGAGGCUUUGCUGACUAAUGAGAAGACUUAAUAUAGCCAACCAUCCACUGAUUGAGAAACAGAAGCUGUAUUUCAUCAUCUACAUCUUUAAUUGAGCCUUUGCUGCGCAAUUUGGUUAAUUAUUCCAAUUACUUUUGGUUAUUUGUAAGCAAAAUUGCCAAAGCAUGAAUACAUAAGCAAAUCUUCACAUCUGCAUGCAAGUCAAGACUGGAGAUUAAAUACCAGUGAUUAUCUAAUGCAAAAUAAAUGUUUUCAUAUUUUUCCCCAAGAGUAUUCAACCCACCCCUCUCUCUGUGGCUGCAUCAAUUCUGCUGCUUUUAAGUAUCAGAAUCCAAACAACAGGGGGAUCCCUGGACGUGUGUUAUGUGGCAAAAUAACACUUUGAUUUGCUCGUGUAGCUGUUGUUGAUUUAUACUGGUGCUAAUUUCUAAGGCCUACAGACAGAGUAGUAGGUCUGGGGCUCUUACCUGCGCACGGUGUCUUUUUUUCAUGCCUGGGAAAUUAACUUUAUUUUCCAUACCACAAGAGAAGCGCGGUGAGCCUUACUGGAGGGGGAGUACAGCAUCAUUAAAAUAAAGAUGUGCCUUUUUACAUGUAAAUGUACAGCAAAUGCUUAAACUUGAACCAUUUCCUAGUGCCUUGCUGGACAAGAGAGAAGAGGGGAAGGGAUUGGGAGAUAAGGAUUUGAGAGGAAGCUUGACUUGUGCAGUGUUUGUGUGUGUUUCUUAAAAUAUCGGACUUCUAAGUGCAAAACUUGUGUGAACAGCUAAAUCAGAAGCUCCUGGGUUUCCAGUGUUAAAUCAAUAGUGUUAAUGACUCUGGGAGGGUGUGUCACUCAGAGGCCGGCAGGUUCCUCCUGGUCCUCUGUAGCAACUAAAGCUGGAUCAGAGGAUGUCUCUGUUUGCUGUUGCACGUUUCACCUCAUGGUGAAGGCUCCUGCAUUUCACUGGCAUGCAAGAUCCUGCAUUUUGUUUUCUAAGUAUCCAAAUCAGAAAUCACAAAUAGUCCCAAAGGGAUAUAAAAUCUGCAGCAGCAGUGUCUUGCAGAAAGUCGAUGCCUUCCAUCACUGGGAAACUUCUAAAGGAUGCGUUCAAAUUUCUCAUACAGAAGUAGCAAGAAAGCGAUUUUUCAGCUCAACUUCAGUCCAAGGCUGGUUUACAAUAGUCUGUGCACAGGGCUUUGCUUUACUGGAGAGUUCCAGUCAGCAAACUUUCCUCCUCACUGCUGCACUGAGACAUCAAUGUAUGGAAAGUCAAGCAGGCACCACCAACAACCAGCAUUGCAGAACACGGUGCUAGUGUAGGAUCAUCACAGUAGCUAUAAUAGCUUGAUGUAUUGAGGAGAGCAGAGGCAUCUCCUAAAAGUCAUAUUGGGCAAUCAUGCUGGGUAAAAAGAGAGAAGCUUUUAUUUUACAUGGUCUUUCAAGAUCUGGGCAGAUACUUGAAUGGUUUUGACUGGUGAUGACAGCUGCUGGCAGUCGGCCUGUCACGCUUUCAGUCAAAAGUGCUCUGGUAAAGUCAUGUCUGAAACAGUCUGGCUCUGCUAGGACAAGGGAUUCAAGCAUACUUUGCAUCCCAUGUCUGCUCACAGCUGCUGCCCUUCAUGUUCCUACUCACCUGCUUGCAACAAAAGAGCCUGGUGGUGCCUCCAUCACUCUUUAUCUGACAAGCAGCAACCUAGGUUUCCAUUUCAACAGCCAUUUAGCAUGAAAAGCUUCUUAAAUAGUUAGGAAACUGAUGCCAAAAUGGUGAGUAGGUUAAUGUCUGAGUCUGGAGGGGUAGGAUUAAAAAAGAUCUUUCACAGGAUACAUAGUGAAGGGGGAGCUGGACUGGGAAUCGGGAGCACUGGGUGCUGCUCCCAGUCUACCAGUGGCCUAUUACUUGAUCCUGAGGAAGACAAGUCUGCGUGCUCCAAUUUCCCAGCCUGUGUAAGAUUUCCAGGGCUUUAUUUGCUGACCUCAUGAGUGUUGAGUCUGUAUUUUAAAAAGAGCUGCAAAUCCUCGCCUAGUUUGAGUGGAGAGCAGAGAUGCAGUGGGUGGAGAAUGGGAAAGCUGAGAUCUGAAGUUUCCAUCAGCAUUCAACACACAGUUGUCAAUUCAUUUCAUAUUCCUUGUUAACCAGUCCAAUUGAUUUAUUCGUGUUAUAAAUUUAAAGCGUAACUGAAAUAAACUCACCUCCUCUGAUUGUUCCUUUGUAGUGUCACGCUCUAUCUUGGAGGUCUGUGUAUGAAGGUAGGCAAUGAUAGAUUAUGGAAAUCCUAAUCAAAAUAAUAUGUCUGGUUUUUGACUCUGCCUCUGCCAGCUGACCAUGUUCCUUUAUUUGCUGCAUUUGAGCUUUCUUGAUGCUUCUGUAUGACCCAAAAGGCUUCAAUGAUUCCAGCAGAUGUGAGGGAUUUGGGAGUUUUAUGUAAAUCCACUGGCUCUAUGUGGUCUUAAAUCUACUAGUUCAACUUUAGGAAAAAAGUAAUCCCAAUUAGGGAGCGAGCAAAUGUGAACUUCAACACCAAACAAGAUAAAAACUGAUCAAGCGAAUAGACUAAAAUGUUAUCCUUUAUGACAACAGUAACAAAUAGCUUUAGCCUCUAGGGUGGAGAAGGGAAUUGGUUUCAAAAUGCAUUCUCCAGGAUCUCGGUGAUAAGGUCCAAGUUUGUCUGUUCCUGUACUGCAUGCAUUUUAUCUGUAAAACUGGAUGGUGCCUCUUGAAUCAGUGUGUAUUUAUUUCUGUGUAUAUUAGGACCAACAGCCUAAUAUCUGGGGGUGGUAAAGGACUUGUAGCACUUUAAUGUAGUAGCUUUCAUAAACUGGGAAUCAUUGAUAGAAUGCCUAGUGUUUUUAAAGUUGAAUGGACUUCCUUUUAUAAUAUAUUUAAAAUAAAUUUUUAAUGUGUUUUCUGAAA
This is a messenger RNA of Columba livia (rock pigeon), 7973 nucleotides long. It is a transcript of the gene GALNT10, whose product is annotated as polypeptide N-acetylgalactosaminyltransferase 10. The coding region runs from base 141 to 1985 and encodes 614 amino acids. The transcript has 12 exons. Gene Ontology annotation, molecular function: polypeptide N-acetylgalactosaminyltransferase activity. The record is from RefSeq and is a predicted model, not a curated record. NCBI's taxonomy places the organism in Eukaryota, Metazoa, Chordata, Aves, Columbiformes, Columbidae. Gene Ontology annotation, biological process: protein O-linked glycosylation. Gene Ontology annotation, cellular component: Golgi apparatus.